GUAUGUAAAUAUCCUGAAGUAAAGAUUAACAGAGAAGAAUUUUAAUGAUGUCAUCAUUUAUCUUGGAACUGGAUGACGUCAUUCGGCGCUAUGCCUGGCAGGUUCUUCUAAAACGAUCAAACUUUCUCCGUCGAGCCUUCCUUGACGCAGACGACUACACCUGUAAGGUGGACUGGACGGCGCUAACCAUUGAGCACAAGAUUGCCAAGUUUUCUCCCAAGGUGAAGGACGGAACUGUGAUCGAAACAAACUGGGGAGAGGUGCAAGCGGGCACACAAUGGGUGACACUUUGGUCAUGUGACUUCGACAACAAAGCCGACAGUAAACAAAGUCACGCUUUUAGAGGAUCACGUGAUACGACUACAUGGGUCGACGUGGACCUAGAACAAUGUUACACGGUCAACAAAGAGGUGUGUGUCCAGGUCAACCUCCCUCAAAAUUUCAGCAAAUUUCGAGCUGGCCGAGACAAUAGCCUCAGUCUAAACAAGGUCAAAGGUCAGGUGUUUAAAGAGAUUCUCACCUGGGAGGUCAACUCGCAGGUAGAAGUUCUGCCCUCCUGGCGCGCCCAUGCUCAGCUGUUAGCAAGACAAGAGUGCUCGGUCGUGGAGUUUGAGAUUCGAACCACUUUGUUUAACCCUAAAGGGGUUGUCCCGGUCAACUUUUAUAGAAAGGGAGAGAAGCAAGUAGCCCAUGUUGUGAACAUUGAAAACAUAAAUGACGCAUUUCAAAUGGUGGAAGAGGGCGGAGUUCUUCAGCCAGAAGAAAAAACAUGCGUGGAGGUAAUGGUGGAGAAGUGGCUGGACAAAGAUGGCGAAGAACACACGGCCUCCCACCCCCAGAUCAUCACCCGGGGCACCUGUGUCUGUCUCAGCUGGUCUGACCAGAAAGUGGACAUCAAGACCAGUCCAUUGUCAAUGGACGAGUCCACUUGUGACGGAGACCGCAACAUGAAUAAGACGCCCGUCAAUAACUUAAGCGAGAAACAGUUCACCGUCAAAUCUUAUUAGUUUGUUUUCUAUGUCCUUGUUGGUUAGCAGAUCUAGUUUACCUUCCACAUAAUCCACUAGUAUCCACUUCAGGGAUUAUCUGCUAAAUGCCUUUACACUUUAUAUCAUAAAACUAACCCAAACCUUAAUAAAAACCUUACGAUUUGUCUCAGAUCUGAAACUAGCACUUUAUGACGGGCUGAACAAUAAGUGGGCACGGCUAAUCAAGAAACAUUUAUCUUUUUUUAUAAUUCACUCUCUAAGCGGGAUAUUUAUUUUAAUUUAAAAUGUUUUUAAAAAAAAGUUUGUAUUAUUUACACCAAAAGUUAAUAAAAGAUUAUUCACAAACAA
Messenger RNA from Physella acuta, 1337 nucleotides. RefSeq lists its product as uncharacterized. The record is from RefSeq and is a predicted model, not a curated record. Lineage: Eukaryota; Metazoa; Mollusca; Gastropoda; Physidae.